CAAACAAACACCGACCAAUGAGAAGCUCGCUCAUUUCAUGUCACUCGUGAUAUCAGGCGGCUCCUAACUGAUAAGAUAAAACAUAUUGUGAUUCGAAGGUGUUCUCCAGUGCUCUUUCUAAUUUCGAUGAAAAUGUUCUUCCAACCGAUAUGCAAAGUGUUAAUGAUAUUAUGCGUCCUAGUUUCAUCGAGCCGUGCACAAGAGGCCGACGCGGAAAACGUUCCAUGUGAUAUUACCAUACAAGAUUCUUUAACUCUUAACUGUUCUCGUCGCAACAUUGAUGAGAUCCCCGAAAAAUGGCCGGAAAAAAUAAACAGCGUAGACAAAGAUGGGCAUGUGUUGAUAACAUUUUUCAACAAUACGAUAUCGAACGUGUCGCAACUGCCCGCGGUGCCCGGCAAGAGGGUGGCCAUCAGCUUCAAGUCCAACGAGGUGGUCGAUAUCGAAGACGAUGCUUUCAGUAACAUCGACGGACUGGUCUACUUGGACUUAAGCAACAAUUACAUAUCCGGAGAGGUUUUGAGGAGCGAAAUUUUCCAAGGGCGCUACCUUGACGGUAAAUACGCGAACAUCGCGCUGGAGACCCUGAACUUGGGCCACAAUGACAUCCACUCGCUAGACCGGUACCUGUUCCAGUACACGCCGAAUCUGACGCGACUGUAUCUUAACAACAACCCUAUUGAAAUACUCGACCACGUCACUAUCCUUGCUCUGGCGAGUGCUACCAAUUUGCAGGUUUUGGACUUGGCGAAGACCGACAUCGAUAGUAUACCCCUAGACGCGUUCAAAGGGUUGUCGAAGUUACAACAGAUCGAUUUAUCAGACAACCGGUUCGUGACUGUGCCGGAGAGUCUGAGCCUCGUCGGUAACUCCCUCAAGUACCUCACGUUCAACAACAAUCCCAUCGUCGAGCUUAAUGAUGAUAGCUUCGUAGGCUUAACGAACUUAAUCGAAUUGGAAGUUGGCGAAAACGAUUAUUUGGACGAAGUGAAACGCAGCACGUUCUCCCCACUCAAGAACUUGAGGGUUCUCCACCUGUGUCAUAACCGAAACCUGAGAUACAUCAGCCAUAAUGCGUUCCGUGGAUUGAAAGAUAAGUGGACCUUGAAGGAAGUGUACCUAGACGACAAUUACCUCAGUGAGUUGUCACCUGAUCUGAUGCCAUGGAACAAAUUAGAAAUCUUAGGAAUGACUGGAAACAACUGGCUUUGCAACUGUGACCUAGCAAAUAUUGUCACUAAGCAGGAAGCAGCCACUAAGUUCCAGAUAGGAGAGAUUCCUUACUGUGCAGCGCCCAUGAGAUUCAGCGGUGCAUACAUAACAAACAUUACAAUCUCCUACUGCCCUACAUUGGAUACCACAACUGCACCUAAAAGAAAUUUCACCCUUUCAAACUUGAGGCCUAAACAUGUUAUUUGGAGUAUGCUAGCAGUGGCAUUGAUAGCGUGUCUGGGCAUGCUUCUUGGUCUACUUGUCAAUGCAGUUAAAGCUUUCUACAAUAAAAAGAUAAGUCAACCAAUCCGCUACAUCAACAUCAACUCAGACUCCAGUUUUGCAUAAGAACUACAAAGAGUACUUAAUAUUACAAUAUAUGUAUUAUACUCCUGUAGAAUUAAAUUGUCAAUAAAUCUUUAGAUAGUAACCAAGACAUGUAAAUAAAAUUGUAUUAAAUAUUUUUUGGAAAUUAUUAAUAAAGUUUAAAAACCCUG
Molecule: messenger RNA, 1709 nt
Organism: Helicoverpa zea (corn earworm)
Lineage: Eukaryota; Metazoa; Arthropoda; Insecta; Lepidoptera; Noctuidae
Product: phospholipase A2 inhibitor beta-like
Exons: 8
Coding region: 127-1560 (477 amino acids)
Molecular function (GO): protein binding
Source: RefSeq, a predicted model, not a curated record